Molecule: messenger RNA, 2335 nt
Organism: Carya illinoinensis
Lineage: Eukaryota; Viridiplantae; Streptophyta; Magnoliopsida; Fagales; Juglandaceae
Exons: 1
Coding region: 1-441 (146 amino acids)
Source: RefSeq, a predicted model, not a curated record
AUGGAGGUAUAUGGCAAAUCCAUGGUAGCUGGACCCACAAAUGUUAUUUUUCUGUCUGCUAUACUAGGCCAAGAUGGGCCAAUUCCAGUCCACAAAUGUGACUGGAAGUGUGAAAAUGAACGUGUUUGCGGAAAUAUGUACCGCUGCAAACUAACAGGACUGACUCACAUAUGUGACAAAAACUGUAACCAGAGAAUUCUGUAUGAUAAUCACAGCUCCCUUUGUAGAGCAAGCGGCCAAAUUUUUCCCCUAACACAGGCAGAGGAACAGGCAGUGAGAGGCGUCCAAAGGAAGCUUGAGGCAGAUAGUUCCCCCACUGCUGAUAGCUGUGCUCGUAAGCGCAGACGGGAUGCACAGCUCCAUCCUUCUCCUUUUGAGAGAUCCUUCUCUGCUGUCAGUCCAAUCUGCAGCCAAGUUGGGGAUGGCAUGGAUGUGAACUAGAUUCAUGAUAUAACUGAAAAGACCACUAUCAUUUUGCUUAAUAUGUUCCUUUGAUAUUUUCCUUCUCUUUCAUGAGACGGUUAUGGAUAAUUGAACCUAGUAUGCGUAGCUUAAUGAUGGACUUGAUGUGUCCUACGGAAUUAUAUACUUCUAAUCUGAUUUAAUGCAAUUUAGCCCUUCCGCUAGUUUCUCUAUUUAAUUGGGAUGCUAAACAGGUUCUGUUUACCGCUUAUGAAACUUGAAAGGAGUCCUGUUGAUACCUAGAGGUUUCAGGUCUUUUGUAAGACUUGGAUCUUCCAUUUCGUUCAAAAUUGCAGUAUUUAUGUAUGGUCUGUACUUAAAUUUGAUUUUUUUUCCCUACCUCUGUGAUUAUUUAUUAGUCUGUAUUUUAAGAGACGUGAUUUUGUAGUCAAUGUAUUGUAUUCGGCUACAAGGUUACCCUUGUUAUGACACAUGGAUUGUAAAUAUUUUUUCUAUUUUUAGGUAGUUCAUCCUUGCAGCAAAAAUUUCCCAAAUUCUCUUUGGGAUUGUUGUCUUACAGAAAACCUAACUCUUUUUAUUUUGCACUACUUUGCGGAGUUUUGCAGGUUGAAAAGGAGUUAGCUGAUUUAUAAUAUUUAUUCGAUUUUCAUUCAUUUCAUUAGUUUUGCUUUUCCUAGCUUUGAGUUUAAAUAUGGAUUCCUGAAGUAAAUGUUAAUUUUGCAGGUUACAGUACAGGAGAGUUAAAGAAAUGCUUCUUGUUUUAAUGAAUGGUUAUUCUGUUCUACAAGUUUUGAGUGCCAGUAAAAAUCUUUUAUAUAUAACUGUUAUUUCUUUGCUAUGUAGGUAAUCCUGCUUUUUGUCCUUGGUGGAGACAAAGCUGCACCAGGAAUUGCUGAUGACCUGAGGAAAAUGGUGUCAUGCCUGAUGGAUUCAAGCAUGUGGUUUGCUUGAACGGGUAUUAAUGUGUAAACAUGGUUGGUGUAGCCCACUGAGCGUAAAGCCAGUAUGAUUUGGUUUGCUGAAUUGGCCCCUCUCUGCAUCCAUGUUGGUAAAGCAGAAAUCACUGAAUGCCAUAUGCUUCCCAAUAGUUUGAGUUUUCUGUUUUUGAUGUCACUCGCACCUCGUCUAUUGGCAAAAAAUUAUUUUUUCUUUUCUGGUAUCGCAAGUUGCUGACCGAGUCUGGCUUUGCUUGAUGGUGAUUCUAAGAAGCCACCGAAUUUGUUUUCCUUUAUUAGUAUCACAGGGAGCAAGGAUAUAGUUUACCAUUACAGUAAUCUGUAAGUGGUUAUCACCACACUGGCUCCAGAAAUUGGGUUUGAGCUAGCUCAAGUAUGUUCUUUGAUAGUCGAGGAGGUCCAUCCUGUCCCAUCAAACCUUCAUCCAUUUGGUUCGCUACUUCCUCUCCUGUGGUGGGAAAUCUUCUGUCCAGGAUAUAUAUGGUGUGCUGAUAGACAAUGCUGGUCAUGAAAAAUCAUCUGAAGUUGGCUUAUCUUGAAGGCAUUGAGAUUUAACUGGCAAAGGAUGCCGUCCUUUUAGCUGAUGAGCAGGCAAAUGUUGAAGUGUCGGCUCCAACUUUGUGAACUAGCUAAAGAGCAUUUUCAACCAGCCCUGCCACAAAGGUAUUGGGUCACAUGGCUGUUAUUUUUCAGGCCCUAGUACAUCUAUUGCGUACCGGUCUGAAGCUAUUUGAAAGCCUAAAAUAGGCGAAAGUAGCUGCCAGUCGAUUUUAGUUUAUUAUCAAAAUUAGUAGGCAAUAGAAAAUCCUUGGCCAUGAUUGGCUUGUAUAUUGGGUUUAGGCAGCUUUAUUGGCUUUUCUGUGCUGUUGCUAAUAUCCAUUGAUGCAAUGUUUUAUCGAUCUACAUUCUGUCCCCUACUGUAUUUUAUUAGUGUUAAAGCUGAUAUUGUUGUGUUA